AUGCUGCCGGCGCUGCUGUGGCUGCUGCUGGCCGCCCGUGCCGGCCGCGCCGCGCCGCCGCCGCCCGCACCUGCCGAGCCCGGCGCGCCGCCCGCCCGGCCCCCCGCCCCCGGGCCGCCCCGCGCCGUGCGGCGCCUCGACCCGACCUGCGGGGGCGGCAGGGCGGGCUACGUGCUCUACGCCGGGGGACAGCGCUUCCUGCUCGACCUGGAGCGCGACGGGCCGCGCUGCCACUACCGCGGCACGGUGGACGGCAGCCCGCGCUCGCUCGCCGUCUUCAACCUCUGCGGCGGCCUCGACGGCUUCUUCGCCGUGGGCCGCUCCCGCUACACCGUGCGCCCGGCGCGCCGCGCUCCGCACGGAGAGGCCGCGGCGCGGAUCUACGGCGAGGGCCCGGCCCGCGCCCCCCACGUCUUCCGCAGGGAGAGCUUCAGCUUCGAGACGGUGCCGGCCCGCACCAGCUGCGAGACCCGCGACCCCGCCAGGCCGGCGGGCGGGGACGGGCGGCGGCGGCGGCGGCGGCGCUCCGUGUCCCGGGCCCGGCAGGUGGAGCUGCUGCUGGUGGCCGACGCCUCCAUGGUGCGCAAGUACGGCAAGGGGCUGCAGCACUACCUGCUCACGCUGGCCUCCAUCGCCUCCCGGCUCUACGCGCACGCCAGCCUGGAGAACCACGUGCGGCUGGCCGUGGUGAAGGUGGUGGCGCUGGGCGACAAGGAGAAGGGGCUGGAGGUCAACAGGAACGCCGCCACCACGCUCAAGAACUUCUGCAAGUGGCAGCACCAGCACAACCGUCUCGACGACGACCACGAGGAGCACUACGAUGCCGCCAUCCUCUUCACCCGCGAGGAUUUAUGUGGGCAUCAUUCCUGUGAUACCCUGGGAAUGGCAGACGUUGGGACCAUCUGCUCCCCCGAGCGCAGCUGCGCGGUGAUUGAAGACGACGGCCUCCACGCAGCUUUUACGGUGGCUCACGAAAUUGGGCACUUGCUUGGGCUUUCCCAUGAUGACUCCAAGUUCUGUGAGGAGAACUUUGGCUCCAUGGAGGACAAGCGCCUGAUGUCCUCCAUUCUGACCAGCAUUGAUGCUUCAAAACCCUGGUCCAAGUGCACUUCAGCAACUAUCACAGAAUUCUUUGAUGAUGGCCAUGGGAACUGCCUGCUGGACCAGCCCAGGAAGCACAUUGUGGGCCCCGAGGAGCUGCCGGGGCAGACGUACGACGCCAUCCGGCAGUGCAAGCUGGCGUUCGGCGCCGAGUACACCGUGUGCCCCGGCAUGGACGUGUGCUCGCGCCUCUGGUGCGCCGUGGUGCGCCAGGGACAGAUGGUCUGCCUCACCAAGAAGCUGCCCGCCGUCGAGGGAACCCCCUGUGGCAAAGGAAGGAUCUGCCUCCAAGGGAAAUGCGUGGACAAAACCAAGAAGAAGUACUACUCUGCUUCAAGCCAUGGCAACUGGGGAUCCUGGGGCCCCUGGGGACAGUGCUCCCGUACCUGUGGGGGGGGAGUGCAGUUUGCCUAUCGCCACUGCAACAACCCAGCCCCCAGGAACAACGGGAGAUACUGCACAGGCAAGCGGGCCAUCUACCGCUCCUGCAACGUCACCCCCUGCCCUGCCAACGCUAAAUCCUUCCGACAAGAGCAGUGUGAAGCAAGGAAUGGCUAUCAGUCUGAUGCAAAGGGGGUCAAAACUUUUGUGGAAUGGGUCCCCAAGUAUGCUGGAGUACUGCCUGGAGACGUCUGCAAGCUCACCUGCCGAGCCAAAGGAACCGGUUAUUAUGUGGUAUUUUCUCAGAAGGUCACUGAUGGCACCGAGUGUCGACCCUACAGCAACUCGGUCUGCGUGCGAGGGAAGUGCAUCCGAACGGGCUGCGAUGGCAUCAUCGGAUCCAAGCUCCAGUAUGACAAGUGUGGGGUGUGUGGAGGAGACAAUUCCAGCUGCACAAAAGUCAUGGGAACCUUCACCAAAAAGAGCAAGGGCUACACGGACGUGGUGAAGAUCCCGGAAGGGGCCACCCACAUCAAGGUGCGGCAGUUCAAGAACAAGGACCAGAGCAGGUUCACGGCCUACCUGGCCCUGAAGAAGAAGAACGGGGAGUACCUGGUCAACGGCAAGUACAUGAUCUCCACCUCGGAAACCAUCAUCGACAUCAACGGCACCGUCAUGAACUACAGCGGCUGGAGCCACAAGGACGACUUCCUGCACGCCAUGGGCCACUCGGCCACCAAGGAGAUCCUGAUCGUGCAGAUCCUGGCCACCGACCCCACGCAGCCCGUGGACGUGCGCUACAGCUUCUUCGUGCCAAAGAAACAGGGCCAGCUGCCAAACUCUGUCCCCAGCAGCGGCGGUGGCAAAGUGACGGCGCCGGCCGCGCAGCCCCGCUGGGUGACGGGGCCGUGGCUCUCCUGCUCUCGAACGUGCGACACGGGCUGGCACACCAGGACUGUGCAGUGCAAGGAUGGGCACGGGAAACUGGCCAAGGGAUGUCUACUCUCCCAGAGACCCUCAGCCUUCAAACAGUGCUUGCUGAAAAAGUGCUAACCUGUGGUGGUGCUGAGCCGCUCUCCAAGAGGUUUGAGUAAGCCGCUGUCGGCAUACUGGUGUCAGGUCUGCCCACACAGACAGAAGCAAAGGCUUCAAAGUACUUGUGUUCAGUCUAAUUAUGGGCAGAAUCUGCCUGUUUGGACCAAAUGAAGAUGUGCACUGCUUUAAAUAAUGGUAGGGUGGUCUUAAUACGUCAAAGAAAGUAAGGUUAAAGUUGUUAUAAGCCCUCUGUGUCUGCAAAAACGUAAAAUAAAAUAAUGCAAAGGAAGAAAAACUAGUGAAUGGAGGAUCCUGGGAUAUUUGAAGGUUACAGAAUCAUCUCCCCUUUUUUCACCUACCUCUACUACAGUAUGUCCUUAGGAAAUGUCACAUGUCCCCAUGAUCCCACAGUAGCUUAUUUUAUACUGUUUUGUAAAUAUCUUUCAGUUGGUAUAUCACUUUAUAUCACUUCCUUCUAUUAAAGAAAUCAAAAGACAAACUACAUAAGCAAAAUGAUUGACCAAAGUAUAUCUGCAGCCCUUGUGGACUUGGUCCAUCCUUCAGAAAGGGCCACAGAUGUUUUACUGGAAAAUGAAGAGCUUGCUGCUGGUUUUAAAAAGUGAUACCUUUUGGUUUUGACAAAAGGAAAUACGUUUUCACGGUAGGAAUUUCCUGACACUAUAUCAUUAAUAUCUGACAAAUCCUGUGUUUCCACCCCAAAAUUCUCAGGAGGAGCCUUGCAGCAGCUUGCAGAGCAGGGAACCCCCCAUUGCUCCAGCAGCAGGAGCAUCAGCAGCUCCUCCUCGUGUGUGUGUGCCAGGCAUGCACCAAAGGAGGAGCUGGCUGCAGGAGGAGUUUGUGUACACUGUGCUUGUAAAACUCCCUGGUUCCAGCUGUGUCACAGCCUGGCUCCUUAUUGUCACUGAGCAAGAGCUGCUUGAGCUGCUCCUCUCCGUGAAACAAAGGCAUACUGUGCUUUGUAGAGAACUAGUUAGAGAACCAAAACUUACAGGUGAGGUAAUCAAGUGUUUUCUAACUCAGAUAUUCUGAGGCUGUGUUCAGCUGCUUUCUCUGGUAUUUUCUCUAUGGCUUCUGCCUUGAAUUUAACAAUGUGUAAUGUACCAACAUCUUUUCAAGAGGCUCUCAAGGUCAAAAAAACACAGCAAGCAGUUAAUAUUUUAUCACUGUUUUGUCCAUCGUGUGUCUAACUCUGGUAUUCAUCUUACCAGCAAAAGUUUGUAACUAUUUGUCUUUUUUUUUUUUAAUUGUUCUGUGUGUGUUUUGGGAUUUUUUUUAAAGCUAUAGAAGGCAUUCAUGUUUUGUAUAUCUACCACAUUUGGGAGGAAGAGGGGUCACUAGGAAGUCAAACCACAUCAGGAUGUGGAGGACUUGUCCAAUAUCAAUAAGACUGUUUCCACAGCACAGGCAGUAGCUGGUAACAGUUUUCCUUGGCAGCAAUUCCUGAAUCCUGUUAUUGUCUUGUGGAAGUUCUGUGACUGAGGCUGGGCAUUUCACCUUGUGCAGGUGGAGGCCUGAGAGCAACCCUGGUAAAAUUGCUCUCUUUAAUAUCAGCAGGCUUUGAAUUAGACCCUCAGAUAACAGGUACCAAAAGAAAUGGUAAAAAAACCACUGAUAAAAGUAGAACCCCACCUUUUAUGCCUUUGUUAAACUGCACAGGAGAGCAGGAGACUGCAGGAGGAUUUUCAGACAAGCCUUACUUGUAAGUCAGUGGUACUUGAGCACUGAAACACUUCAGGCUCUUCUGAAAAUCCCAGGCAUGAAAUCAGCAGGGAAAACUCGCUGGAGUGUGGAGCAAGAAGGGCAGGUCUGCCUCCAGGCUGACACAAACAUGUUUUUGCAACUGUGGCAUGUUUGUGUGAACUCUAAAAAAUCAUGUGAUGAUUUCAAAACAGCAUAGAGUUGCUACAUCUACAACUGUGAAAUCUGGAGAAGGAUCUGGUUUUUUACCCUGUUUUAAAUAAACAGUACCAAGGGCAGGGCCUCCUCCUCUGUUAAAUGGAUUGCCAACAAAUGUUAUUAAUCAGCUUUCAAAAAUGGUGUGGCCUUCUGUUCAGGAGUAGAUCCUGUGCAAAACUGUGCAUCUUGAUGAAUAGUCCCCAUUUAUUCUUGAUCCCAAUCUAAGAACUGAGAUCAAGGCUCAGAUGAUUUGCAGAAUGUUAAAAAGUAAACAUUUAUGCCUCCUCUGCCUGUUAAAAUAAGAUCACUUUGAAAUGCCUUGUUUUUCCUUCCAAGCAAUCUAAUUUUGAUGCUUAUGUAUGUAUUACACGUUGUAGAACCUCUCCAAAAAGUCCAUAACAAAUAGAAACCAUCAUGAGAGGAAAAAGAUCAGGAGAUUGAAUGUGUCUCAGCACAGACAACAUUUGUCUCAGCAUACAGCUGCUGCAUUAAGUGGUGUUUGUGUUCUGUCAUAAUAGAGACAGAAUGUGCAAGUAUUUGUGUUUGCAUCAUGGUAAUAAUUUUUUAUAUAUUCAGCAGGCUGAGUAAAGCUUUUGGAUGCUCUCUAGGCAUGCCAUAUGCGGGUAUAAAUUCAGAGCUUCCUUAGAUCAGGAAUAUCUUUUAAAAAUAAAAGAGUUUACUUAGAAAUAAAUAUGAGAACAAACCAACCACUUCAGUGAUUUUCACCAGUGUAGCAAUGAAGCAAAUUAACACAAGCAAAGAUGUGAGGGGCAAGGGGACAGACCAAGGCAGGACAUGAAAAAUGUAAGAUAAAGGAUAAGCCUUGCUUUUUCAGGUGCUCCUAAAUCAGAGUUGAGUUCCAAACCUUGCCUGUGGCAAGGCUGUCUCAUGUACCUGAUGGAUGAAGAAUUGGUGCAAGGUCUGUUCUCAGCUGAAUCCCAUGUCACUCACACUGUGACAUCAUUGUUUACAUUUCUGCCCAGUGUUGCACAGCUGGAUUCAUGAAAUGCACCGAGGGGAUGGAAACCUGGAAUUCUGCUCAUGGCACAGCCAGGAACAAUCUCAGUUUUAAAUUCACUCUGACUUUGGGACACACUUCCAGUGCCCAUGGGUGAAUUUGGACCCCAGAGCAUCAGUGGGGUCUUCAGCAUCUGCUUUUCAAGUAGGAUAUUCUCAUUAGGAAAAAGCCUGGCAUCUUUGGUUUGACUGUGUACAAGAAAUUAAGUUUAGCUGCCCUCCUGUGGAAACAGUUUUAUCACAAGGGGAAGAGGGAAUAAUCUUGUGGAUUAAUAGCAACUGUUUAAAAAAAAAAGCAACACAGCACUGAAAAAAAAUAAAAUAAUUUAUUGUUUUUACAACUGGUAUGUGAA
This is a messenger RNA of Camarhynchus parvulus, 5804 nucleotides long. It is a transcript of the gene ADAMTS5, whose product is annotated as ADAM metallopeptidase with thrombospondin type 1 motif 5. Gene Ontology annotation, molecular function: metalloendopeptidase activity. Gene Ontology annotation, biological process: extracellular matrix organization; proteolysis. NCBI's taxonomy places the organism in Eukaryota, Metazoa, Chordata, Aves, Passeriformes, Thraupidae. The record is from RefSeq and is a predicted model, not a curated record. Gene Ontology annotation, cellular component: extracellular matrix.